UUUCAUCCUAUAAUUUCAUACUCACUAGUAAGACAUCAGUAAUUAACAUAUGCCGCCACGAGUAGCAACGACAAGGGCAUCCUCGGCUGCUCCUAAAGCACCAACCCGUGCGACUGUCCGCUCUAGGACUCAAGCUCCGACGACGACGACAGAUGAGCUUGCGGACGGGAUAAACAAGCUCGCAAUAUCAAAGCCUGAACCCAAGGUUCGCGUGACGAGGACACAGCCUUCAACAUCCAAGGCAGUCCCCUCCAAGUCGGCAAAACCUACAAUCAGAAGACCUGCGACAACAACUGCAGAGAAAGGAAAAGAGAAAGCGACACUGGAAGACUCGCUGCCAUGGGCCUGUUCGACAGCCAGUGAGAGGCUCCGUCCCGUCGAACGCGCCAUGCAGGCGAUGCAAGCCACUAACGCAUCUAUUAAAGCCCUUGGUGAAUCUGAGAACUCUGGCUAUCGUUAUGGCUCAUCCAAGGGGUCCAGCGGGGGGAACGAAUGGACGGAUGAGAAGGUGGUUAGGUUGGUGGAUACUUGCCUAGUGGCAUUCAGGGUCUUGAGGGAGCUGGAUGGACAAGACGUGAUUGGGGAUAAAGGCGUAGAAGUUGAACGGACUUGUCAGGGUGUGGUGAGCAAGUGUCUGAAUAUGGGAAUGGUUCAUAAAGCUAUGGAAGCGCUCGUCGAGGCUAGGCCUGGUCUACUGAGGCUGUAUAAGGGUUCGAAGGUUGAAGACCCUCCAGCUACUGCGGCCAAGCUGCCCACUACCUCUAGAGCUACUGGUCCUUCAAGGUCGACUGCACGCGCUGCAAGCAAAACCACCACCACCUCAUCGCGCUCAACUCCCGCCACAUCAGUCGCCAAAUCCUCCAAAUCAUCCCUGAAGAGUGAACAGCCAACGAUUUCGGUACCUAGCAAAUGGUUAGAAUUAGCAUGGUUCCCGGCGCCCAUGGAAGGCACAGAGAUGGCAGAGCCGGUGAAGAACCUGCUAUUUAUGGCAAUGGUAUCGGCAUGGGUAGGACUCAUCACUACUAGCAAAGGCUCUGAAGAAGUCCUGGUGAUGAUGCCAACAUCGUCUGCUUCAGCCAAGCUCAAUCCUCUUACCAUCGCUCUUACACUUCCCCUCACUUCCAUCACCCCGCUUCUAUACAGCCUUUAUCGAGCCAUUGACAUUCUCAACCUCCCGCCAGCCUCAUCUUUGAACCUUCGUUAUCGCCAAAUUGCUCUAUACGCUCUAUCAAUGACUAUAUCCUCAUCUCCCCAAUCGAGAAACUCUCCCACCCGUUUGUGGGAAGCUACCCAUCGAGCUAUUUCAGUAUAUGUCCACACUCAACACUCCAACGAGAAUUUGUCAGAGGUAGCGGAAGUCAUCAGUAACCUCAUUGAUUGGGUUGAGAAAAUGGUGGAAAAGCGAGCAGAAAAUGUUAAAGACUGGCAAAGUGGUAAAGGAUGGUUAGAAUUGAUGGAGAUGUGGAUCGCGCUCGGUAGACGGCUCAAUGAUGCCGAUAUCAUCGACAAGGCAUUAUCGCUCAUGACCUCCUCGACUUCAAUAUCUACACUACCUUCAGCCGGGCUUUCAUCUGGCGAAUCUGUCCGUUCGGCCAUCAAGGGAUCACCCGAAGUAGAAGUAGCCAGGAUAAGGGGUAAUCUUGCCAAAGCCAGUGUUAUGUUCGACAAGAUCUUAUCUGGUCAAUCACCGCCAACUCCAAACCAACAGCGCAUCGAUGCCCUUUCUCUUGAAGAUAUCAAUGUCCUUGGACAAGCCGUUAAUAGGUUACCGAACGAUGAAGAAUCUAAAGUUCUCAUUGAUCGAGUCGUGCGAGCCUGGGAAAGGGUUAGGCGAGGGUGUGUCAAGAUUAUCGAUCGCUACGGUAUAGAAGAGAGCUGUAAGGUGCUUGUAGGCGAGGUCGAAAGAUGGUCUAGGGCAGCACUAGACUUUGUAGAAACCGUUGCUGACCGAAUUGAAAUUAAUCCCUCUUUUGCAGACUAUCUCAUUACGGGUAUAAUUGAUACCGUCUGCUUUCUUUCUCAGCGAUAUCUUUCAUCUUCGUCCAUCCUGCUUUCUCGUGGCUAUGAUCUCUACAGACGCGUCAAGAGUUCAACCAAAAUCGUUGACCAAAUUGAUUGGCUUAGAGCUUUGUCAAUAGCAGCGUCCAACGUCGGCGGAAGAAUGUUCUCCCAAGCAAGAAUGGAGGAAGCCGUACAUUUGGCUAACUUAAGCUGCGAAUGGGCUGUUGAGGUUGUGAAACUUGGGAAAGCCGGAGAUUUGGACGAAGAGGGAGACAAAAAAUUACAACAAUUUAGCGAGGGAUUGGCAAAGAGAUGGGAGUUUUUAGCAAGCUGUUACCAGAGACACGGGCAAAAAGAACAGGUCUUUGUGGCUUACAUCCAAUGCCUUGCUUAUCAACCGCCUUCUCUCCUGUCAAACCUCGCUCUUGCAGCGUCUCAAUCUAUUUCGAAAAUUUUUGAGCCCUUCGCGGACUUCAAAAAUUCCCUACUUCGACUUUCUGCUUUCAUCCUCUACGAUCCGAUGCUUUGUAUUGAUUUCGGUCUCUCAUUAAUGAAGGAGAUGACUACGAACAGUUAUAAACCUCAUGAAGUAGGAGCCAUCGGAGAGAAAAUAAUGGACACUCUCGAAGAUGGGGCGUGGAAAGAAGAAGUAGCUCGCAUUGUCUUGGACUUAGGAGAAGGCUUGUUGGAUGUGUAUGGCGCAGCGUAUCCUAUAAGAAGACUUAGGGUCGUUGCGAGAAUGAUGCGAAUUAUCGUUUCGUCUGGUCAACGAAUGUCUAGGUUUGAUUAUUUGAUCCAAGAUGCGGAUCAUCUCUUCGCUGAAACCAACCUCGGUCAUGACACUUCUCUUGGAAUGUACAAAAAAGAACAUUACGCAUAUACUCUUAUCCUCCGCGCUCUGAAAGCCUAUCAUUUCGAGGGAGACCCUACACCAGCAGUGCUUGAUAAUCAUAAACGCUCGAUGGAAGCUUUACGCGAGGUGCUCAUCCCUUCUUCUACUUCUCAAGAGAUCAAGGACGAAGCUAGGAAGAGACAGCCGCUUGGUAGGACUACCACUACAAGAGCGGUUACUACUGGAGAUGCGCCCGCAAGGCCCAUUAGAGGAACCAAGAGAACUGUGUCUGAGCCACAAAAAAAGGCUGCUGGGAAGGCUACGGCGGGCGUGACGGCUGCGCCUGGACUAGUGUUUGAUGAUCUAAAGAAGUUGACAGGACUAUUAGGCGCACUUGCGUCUCUGCUUGCUCUUCUUGGCCAAACUCUGGCUCAGAUCGAGACUCUGAGGCUUAUUCGUGCCUUCCAAAGAGGUCGAGACGAGCUGAUCGACGACUAUGUUCGCCGUUCAUCCCAGCUUGCCACUGAGUACUUCAAGCUCGGCAAGGUCUCUCGAGCUGGAAACAUUUUUUCUCAGACGUAUAAGACAGUUUCAGAGAGCAAAGUGCUGGUAGAUAGUGGUGUCAAAGUGGAGCUCCUGUUGAGAUGGAGCUGUUACUUGGCGGGUACCGGGAACAUUGUCAAUGCGCGAGAGGCAUAUGCCGAGGCCCAAGAGCUUAACAGUGACCUUGAAUCUACCAAAAGCAAGUCGCAUCUGCUCCACGUACAGGUCAUGAAUCGCUGCGACACGUUAGAACGAGCUGCUUGGUCGAGGACAGCCUUUGGUGCUAUCAACGCUGCACAGGAUAACGCUACGGGCGCCAUCAUCCACCUUUCUGCAGCCUUCCGUCUCUGGACUCGUGCAUCAGACGCUAUCUGCCGUAUAGCCGAGAAACAAUCAUCGCCCAAUGCCUCCAUAUUAGACGCCGAAGAUCCCUUCCUUGUCGUACCUAAUCCUAAACGACCCAAAGAUGCAGACGAGCCUGCUAAGGACGAAAGUGGUCCCACUCCUCCUCAAGCCGCCCACUUCAGUGGAAAGCACCUGCAUAACCUACAAUGGCAUGUUGCUCAUGGUCUUUUGGACGUGACAUUUGAGUUGGCUUCAGCUUAUGCCGCAAGAGGAUCAGUAAGGGAUGCUGAAUAUUUCUUGAAAGUAGCUGGAUUGGUCAGUGAGACGAUCAAGAGCGGAGGCAUGGGUGCAAGGGUAGGGGCUAGAGAAGCCGAGUUGCUCUUUAGACUAAGAAAGCUGGAAGCGGUUGGGACUAAACUGGAGAGUGCUGCCGGGCUGUUGUGUGCUGAGGAAGGACCUGAAAUUGUUGAUCUCAUGAGAAUUCAGGGUGACCUAUAUACUGGACAAGGGAUGAUCGAAGAAGCUGGACAGAUGUUCCAAAGUACAUCAAGUGAGAUCGCAGGGCUUGAUUCUGUAUUUGCGGCUGCUGAGGCCCUGUUACCUACUCCCAAAAAGAGCUCAGGGCUCAUCUCGUCGAACAUAAGUGGCAGGUCUGCCAAAACUUUGAGUAAGAGUACUGGUGGUAAGGAGCCUUUGUUGCCAGCGACUUUGGCCCAUGUCAUGAGACAGCAUGCAUGGCUUUUGAGGGAAGCAGGCUCGAAAGAGGAAUGCAUGCAGCUACUUGCCAAGGUAAAAAACUUACCUUCUACCACCCAGAUCAAGGCCGAAGAAUUUUUGCUUCAAGGUCGCAUCGCUUUACAUGAAGCCAUCCAACAGUUUAAAACUGACCUCUUCAUGAGCUCUUUGACUGAAUCAGCUGUGACUAUGCCAAUGGGCAUUCCUGAAAAGAAGAUCAAAGAUCGCCAGUCUGCUAGGCUCAGUAUCCAAGCUUUCUUGACUCGUGCUGAGGAUGCUUUCUUGUCCGCGUUGGACCUAGUAGCGGCUGGGGGUAAAGUAGAAGGCAUCAGACAGGCUUGUCUUGCUCUGGCUUUGUUAAAGGCUUUUCAGACAUCAUUAGGCCAAGGUUCAGAGAGUGUCACAUCUGCCGCUGCAAGUACACUUGCUUCCAGUUCGUCUAUCACGUUACAUCGUGAGCUGCUGCAUGCCAUUGAAACUAAAUUUAUCGAUAUCGAUCAUGGCGAUAUUGAUUGGCCAUCAUUUGACCCUCCAGUUACUGGCAAGCCCAAUGGCGACGAUGUGGAUCUUUCUGACGACCUUGAUGACCAUGAUGGCAAGCUUCGAUCGUACUGGCAAAUGAUUAAAUCUAAGUACGAAUCCAAGCAUAUAUUAGCAGCCGACGCCAUUUCUCUCGAAGACGUCCCAGCCAACUGGGCGGUAAUCACUAUCAACGUGUCAGACGAUCGAAAUACUAUGUUUAUUUCACGCCACCAGAAUGGCUAUGAGCCCAUCGUAUUCUGUCUCCCAGUGGAUCGACAAGGGCGAAGAGAAGGAGACGAUGAUAUAUGGACCUUUGAUGCUGCUGUCGAAGAGCUAGAGACUAUUGUCAAGGCCAGUAACGAAGGUGCUAGAAGAGCCAAGCAUAUCACUACUUCAGAAGGAAAGGCGGAAUGGUGGGCUGAGAGGAGAGCUUUGGAUAAGAGGAUGGAAGAGCUGUGUGUAAACCUUGAGUUUGUAUGGCUCGGUGCUUUUAAGACCAUUUUGAGCCCCAGGAACAGGUUCAGCAAAGCAGAUUUAUCAGAUUUUAGUGAUAGUCUUGACAAAAUCUUUGGGGCUGCUCUCUCGGGCGGGCGAAAUUCAAAGGCGAAGAAGUGUGCUACAAAGCCCCAUCUGGAUGACGCUUUACUCGAAUCAUUUGCCAGUCUUUCAAGCAAGUGCAAAGAAGAAGAGGUAGAGGAUUUAGUGUACUUCAUUUUAGACGUGUAUCAAUUUCACGGUGUUCCUGUUGCUCUGUCAGAGCUGGAUAUUGACCAAAUUGCCCUGGAUGUAAAAGGCGCCUUAGAGAAGGUGGAAACGAAGCAAAACAAUACCUCAAAUGCUUUAGGAGAAGAACAUAUCUUCCUUGCUCUUGACAAGAAUGUUCAAUCUUUUCCUUGGGAGUCAAUUCCAAUCCUUCGGGGGCGCCCAACUAGCCGUAUUCCAUCUCUUUCCUUCCUCCUUGAUCAAGUCGCAAUGGGUAAUCAUCUCCGACCAUCUCUUACUCAGAGCGUCGUAGCUACAGACAAUCAUCUUGACAUUAAGCGUACUGUCAACUCUCGAAGAACUUUCUACAUUUUGAACCCUAGUGGUGAUCUCGCGAGAACUGAAACGCAUUUCAAACCAUGGAUUGAUGAGAUGGUAGAAAAGGCCGGUUGGAAAGGAAUUGUCGGCAGACCCCCCACAGAGAUGGAAAUGCGAGCAGCGCUAAGGGAUUAUGACCUCGUCUUAUACUUUGGGCAUGGAGGUGCAGAACAGUACAUCAGUUCUCAAAAAAUCAGAUCGCUUCCUCAAUGUGCAACGACCAUGCUGUGGGGUUGUUCCUCUGGGCAUUUGAAGGAUCAGGGUGAUUUCGAUAGAACAGGUACAGCUUGGCAUUACAUGGUGGCUGGGUGUCCGUCUUUGGUUGGUAACCUCUGGGAUGUCACUGACCGGGACAUCGACAGAAUUUCAGAGCAUGUUCUCAAGCAUGGCUUGCACCUAGAUGCUGCUCACCAGCCUCAAUCACGAUCCCGUACCAACACGCUACUUCCUCUGUCAGAACUGUCGACGGUGCAAGCUGUCAACAAGGCGAGGAAUGAGUGCAAACUGAAGUAUCUCAAUGGUGCGGCGCCGGUUGUUUACGGUUUGCCGGUGUAUUUGCAUUAGUGUGAAUACCGAUGUAGUUUUGCAGAGAAAGUAUCACCCAUAUUUAUACAUACACACACAAUUAUUAUCUUCGCAUGCAGGAGUCCUCUCCAUGACUGAUCCCUC
Molecule: messenger RNA, 6727 nt
Organism: Cryptococcus deneoformans JEC21
Lineage: Eukaryota; Fungi; Basidiomycota; Tremellomycetes; Tremellales; Cryptococcaceae
Product: cysteine-type endopeptidase, putative
Exons: 18
Coding region: 50-6622 (2190 amino acids)
Biological process (GO): meiotic chromosome separation; proteolysis
Cellular component (GO): mitotic spindle; centrosome; nucleus
Molecular function (GO): cysteine-type endopeptidase activity; protein binding
Source: RefSeq, a predicted model, not a curated record